Messenger RNA from Aspergillus wentii DTO 134E9, 1580 nucleotides. RefSeq lists its product as uncharacterized. The transcript has a single exon. Lineage: Eukaryota; Fungi; Ascomycota; Eurotiomycetes; Eurotiales; Aspergillaceae. Bases 123 to 1511 code for a protein of 462 amino acids. Gene Ontology annotation, molecular function: acyltransferase activity, transferring groups other than amino-acyl groups. The record is from RefSeq and is a predicted model, not a curated record.
GUGGAAACGAGGGAUCUGCGAACUGCCCAGUGUAAAAUAUUUAUCACUUAUCAUGUUUCAACUGAGUUCUCUUCUCUUGUUUUCAUCUGCCACUCUCACCUCCAACUUAUCCUCACCACACAAUGGAGCAACGAAUCGAAACCAAAUCCUUCAUCGGAGCCAAACCGCCGACUUUCGAGCCCAUCACUCUGUCCGCAUUGGAUCAUCUCCUAUCGCCCAUUCAUCUCUUCGCCUACUUUACAUUCCACGUUAACCGUCCCUCAGACGCCAUUCCUGUCCUUGAAAACGGUCUCUCGCGCUUAUUCGAUGCCCUCCCUUUCUUGACCGGAGAUAUAGAGACUCUACCGCAUUUAAACGGCAAACAGAAUGUGAUGCAAAUGAGACCAACAGACGCAGUGACACUGGCCGAGUCACCAAUGCUCCGCAUCGUGCACCACCAAACCAAAGCAUCCGCUGUCGAGCGUGAUUCCGCCGAGCACACCGAUUACGUCCCCAUUCCCAUUCCGAUGAUCGCCCCCGAUCCAAGUCCUGUCGCUCGGUUCCAGGCAAACAUAAUGCAAGACGGUGUCGUCCUUUGCAUGGCUUUCGACCAUCGAGUGAUGGAUGGCCUGGGGGUUAUUGCUAUCCUGGAGUCGCUGGCUGCGUGCUGUCGGGGAGAUGCCGCUCUCACCACCAUGGCCUCGCAACUUCAAAAGAAACAGCAGAUUGCAUCCAUCACCAGCUCAACACCCUUUCACGAUCAAGAAGGGUUUGGAACUGAGCCCAGAAUCCCGGUGCAUCCGAUCAGUCGCAAGUUCUCACUCUCUGCAGACAAAAUCAGCCAGCUCAAGAAAAUAUGUAACUCGUUGACUCCUGCCGGGUCAAAUAUUUCUUUAACAAACGGUGACAUUGCCGCCGCGAUCAUUUCGAUAUCCGUCAUGCGCGCAAUCCAAGAAGCGUCACCGUCCCUACCCAAAGACGCAACUGCCAAAAUGAACUACAUCGUCGAUGGUCGCUCCAUCCUUCAACCCCAUCUGGGCCGUUAUAUCGGAAACACCUUGAUGCCGGGCCGAUUGUCCUUUUCCCACGACGCCAUGAAGCGCAAUGCCUUGAACGAUCUGGCGGACAUCUCGCUCAUCUACAAUGUUGCAUCGUCACUCAGAUCAGAAGUCCAGUCAAUCUCCGCGGAACAGAUCUGCAGCCUUGUCUCGCAUAUCAACAACCUGGACGACUGGGGCUCGUUCCAAGGGCAAUUCCCUGACUUUUUAGUUAGUAGUUUGCGUGCUUUUCCUGUGUAUGCAUGGGACUGGGGACAUGUGCUCGGCAAGAUGGCCAAUUUAGAUAUGCCUGAUCCGCGAUUAAAUGGGGCUUGCUGGGUGAUGCCUGCUAAAGCAGUACCUGGGUCCAAUAAAGCACCUCCGUAUGAAUUGAGGAUCGUGCUGGAGGAGCGGAUCAUCGAGUGUCUGCGGAGAGAACCUCUUUUCUGCUGGGCAUCGGAUGCAAGUCAAACGAAUGGGUCUGCAAAGCUGUGAUUUACCAAAACACUAGACUAUGGUUGGUUGUAAGUAUAAUAACAGAGUCUAUGUGAACGGAUGGAUAAA